Messenger RNA from Acanthosepion pharaonis, 2160 nucleotides. NCBI's taxonomy places the organism in Eukaryota, Metazoa, Mollusca, Cephalopoda, Sepiida, Sepiidae. The record is from the annotation of a GenBank genome assembly.
AUGAGGGUUGAGUCUUCUUUCGUCCAUCCACAUCUGAUCUCUUCUAUCCAUUUCAGGAUCAAGACGAAGGCUGUGAGUUACCCACAGAAUCAUGUACUUCCCUUGAAAUCUCCUUUUUACAAUAAGCAGAAUAGACACACCGUCAUGUGCAUUGCUCGUGUGACCGCCUUCCUCGACAUCGACGAAAUUAAUUCUGUUCACUAUGGCAUUGAGAUUCUUAAGGAACCCAUUUUGUUACCCAAGGAGAGUAUCCCACAGUCAGUGCAGCUAAAAUCAAAAUUUGGCCAGCAAUAUCAGUGUAGCUUCCCUGACCAUAAUGAACAGGAAAAACUUAAUGAAGAAGUUGAAAAGGUUGCCAUGGAGGCAGGCAUUCCUGAACUUUUACGACCUUUAGGUAAAAGGCCAUGUCUUUUCAAGACCAAAGAUUGGUGGAGUUAUGAGUUUUGUUAUGGUAGAUAUAUCCGACAAUAUCAUAUGGAAGACCAGAAACCUGUUGGAGACAUUAUCUACUUGGGUUAUUUUGAAUCCGAAUACAAUUGGGAAAACACUACUGAAGAGGAAAUUACAUUGCGCAAGAAGCAUGAACAAAAUCGAUAUCACAGUCAGCGUUAUGUGAACGGCACCAAGUGUGAUCUUAAUGGUGAGGGCCGGAAAACAGAAGUCAGGUUUAUGUGUGAGGAAGGCAAUGGUGACUUUAUUAGUCAGAUUGAUGAACCUGAGACAUGUGUCUAUGUGCUAACUGUAUACACAGCUACUAUUUGCCAUCAUCCAUACCUAAAAGCACCAACCCCCAGCAAACCCAUAUCAAUCACCUGCAAUCCAGUUUUAGCCCAAGAGCAAUAUGAUGCUUACUUGGAGCAUAUACAAAGUGAAGGAAAGCAGAAAAAAAUGGAAAAAGAAAAGUUGCUGGAAGCAGAAAACACUGAACUUCCAGGAAAUGAAAAGGAAUUAACUUCUGUAGAUUUGAGUAAAUCCUUGAAAAUCCACCUAACCAGUUCCCCAGAAGAAGCAACUGCUGUAUUUAAAGGGAUGCUGUCUUCAGGUCUGUCUUCAUCCCCUGAUAAAUCAUUUGGGAAAAGCUUGUUCACAGAUGAUGAUUCAGUUGUGAAUGACCAGUCACGUGUGUCUCCAUCUGAUCGGGGAGAUGUGAAAGAAUCAUCAUAUGAAGAUGAAACUGAUAAUGUGAAAACAUUGGAAGAUCUAGGAACUGAAUCUUCGAUUAUUACCACGGAAACAUCCAAAGCUUUUCCCACAAAGAAUGAAGUUGAUUUUCAGAAGGAUAUAAUAGAUGAUAAUGAUGAUGAAUUUUCUGGUAACCUGAAUAAAGAAAUUGCUGAAGCAAAAGAGCACUUUGUGAGCACAAAAGAGAAGUUACAGUCUGUGUUGCAGGCACAAUUUAAAGAUUUGGUGACAGAGGCUGCUGAUGUUUUGCUAGAAGACCAGCCUGAACAGAGAGUCAAUCAACUUGCGGCAACCAAAAAACUGGCAAAUACUCUUAAAUUAUUAAAUAAACUGGAAAAAACAGAAAAGGAACUGAAAAUUGUUGACAAGGCAAUAGAAGAACACAAAAAAAUAUUUGAAAAAUCUAAAUUGACAUCUGACCAAAUGUCUACUUCAAGCCCAAGCAGUGGGAAAACCUCUCAAUCAGAUGAUAACAGUUCUGAAGAUGAACAAGAAAAGGAGGAAAAAAAUUCUGUUACAAUGCAGAAUUCGGAUGAAAAAAACCUUCCAUUGAAAGAAGCAGAAACAAGGAUAAAAGUUCGGGUUACAAAAAUAAAAUCUGGAGGAGUUGCUAAUGUAGAAAAAGAGCUGCCUACAAAGGAGAGGCAGAAAUUAGAACAAUCUGUCAAAGAAGGAUUGGAGAAAGCAGGCCUGGAAUCUAUUGGUGACAAGAUCCAAGUUAGCAUCAUUACAGCUGGUUACUAUGAUAGUGAUGAUGAUUCAUUGAAAGUUUUAUCUGAUGAAGACACAGCAGCAUUUAAGAAUAUGAUUGUUGCCAUUUUGGGUGGCAAUGAUGAUGCAACAAAAGAAAUUGAACGCUAUAAGCAGUCUUCACUUUUUCUGGUUUCCAUCUUUGCCUCUGCUCAUCCAGAAGGCACUUCUGAACUCAGAUGGAAAAUUUUUCAUCCUGGUAAAUCUAUAAUAGAAAAUGACAUUUGA